UGUUGCGGUCACCGCUCUGUAGAGAAGCAAAUGAAUUAAAAUUUUACUUGAAACUACUAUAAAUAAAACGCAUUUUGAAUGCAUCGCAAACAGCGACUGAUCGUUUUAAAUUAGUUGUCAUUGUCGAAAGGUGAGGCCGAAAUUGCUCACCGGCAAUGUCUGCGCUAAUCCCCGUUGCAGUUCACGCAUACGUUCCCUUCGAGUACUGUUUCCACUUUACUAAAGUGAAUUUGUUGACAGUACGAGUGCAGUGAUAGCUAUUUCCUAUAUAUUUGAAAACGACGAAGGCCACCACGGGUCCAUAAAAUAUUGUGUGGUACGGUUGCUCGAUUUUUUUCCAUCGGAAAUAUUCGAAAUGUCAGAGCAAAAUGGUCUGUACUGACUCGCGUUCGCUGUAUCUGUGAGCUAGUACAUAUGUAUGUGUGCAAAUGCGUAUGCUUACUAGUGUGUUUGUCUGUUUUAAGGUAAAUUUAAUAAAAUCGUGUCCACUGGUGGUGACGUUGUUGCGACAGCUAAGAAGCGCGGAGCUGCUCAGCAGAGCGACGAGCCAACCAACACACGGAUAUUCUUACGACCGAAAAAGUCCAAAAUGGUGAAUAGAAAUCUAGGCGGCUAGGCGCGGAGUGAUUUUUUUUUUCGUAGAGAAAUGGAAAUGUGAAAAAUCGCGGAGCUCCAAUGAUCGUCGCCUGGCACGAUCAAUGACAACAAUAGCAACAGCGACUACUGCAAAUAGCGGCCGCUGGUCUGCCAGCCCCAUCAGAUUCAUAAUACAACGAACGACGAACGGACGCACGUUGGAAUGAACGCUCCGCUCCGUUCAGUAAUAGAAAAUAUUUCGAAAAAUUUUAGCAGUGAUUGUGCGCACUAAACAAAAAAUUUAGUAAGCCGACAGUGUGAACUACAGGCAAAAGUAAACUAAAGCGAGUGUUACAAGACCAAACAAAGCCUGAGUUUGCUUAAAGAGUCAUAGUGAAAGACACCGACCGACGGAACUUCAAAGAGUUAAAAUAAAAACGCAGCAGUGACGUCGACGGUGGCGAUAACGGUGACGAAAACGACGACAUAGAGCAGUAUGAAAGCUACAGCAACGACAUUAACUGGAACUGUGAACGAACGGCCCGGCUUCAGUUAAUACGAUUAUUGAUGGGAGCACACAACUUAAUGCAGCUGAACACAUCCAGCAGCCGAUUAGUCGGCGUUUAAACGCUACGCUGAGUGUGAGCUGAGCAAGUCUCUGAACACGCGUGUUUAUCAAAUUUAAAAUAAUAUAACAAUCUUUUUAUGUAGUUUUUACGUUUCAUAAAGAAGUUCGUUCAGUUAGUCUUUUUAAAUUUACGGUUUUUUGUUUUUGUUCAAUGCUAAAGCUAGCAAUGAAAGAAAUAGCAAACAACCAAUAAAAUUGUGCCAAAUGAAAAGCCAACAAAAUGAUUAAUUAAAUCAUCACAUUAAAAAUAACUCGAGAAAAAGAAAAAUAAUCACCGUGCUAAAACAAAAGCAAAAACCCAAAAAGAGCGAUAAAAAAUAAAGUAAAAAUAUAAUAUAAUACUAUUUGGGAAAGUGUGUGAUCGCGGAAUACAUGUAUAUGUAUCUCCAUAUGUGUGUAUAUUUAUUUGAAAUUUGACAAAAAUAACGCAAUUUCUGUGGUGACGGCGACGCAGCGAAAAGCGCAACUGAAAGCUCUCCAUUGGAGAACUGCAAAUGAAUUCCCGCUCAUAGACUAGAGCGAAUGGAAAAUUAGAAUCAUCUGCAAAAUUAAAUUGAAAAAACGAGUAAAAAUAAAUUUAUGUGAAAUUCACAAAGAAACGGCGCGUUUGCAUAAAUCCAUAAUUAAUAGACAUAUGCAUACACAUUCUUACGUACGUAAUUUUCGUGAAAUACCUGUAAAUUGAAACGCGAAAAAAUAAUCGUGCGAAAAUACUUAAUCGCAUAACAAUCAGGUAAAAUAUUUAAUUGUGUGUGCGUGUCUGAGUAGCAAAUCCAAAAAAACAACAAUUCAGCGAGCCAACAGUAAUCUCAAAGUUCUGUAGAACCGAAUUUUCAACUGGUCAACUAAGAUAAUGGAGGAGAAACAGGAAGAGAAGAAACAGAGAAAGCGCAACGGCAAGUCUCGCCGACCUAAACACCAUCCUUGGGAUGAAGAAAUUAGAGACCCGAAAGUGGGAUGUGGAGCAACGUUAACGCGAUUUUUGGUUUGCAUGGCACCAGUUAUGGUGUCAUUACCCGGUGCUGGAACUAGUCCAACUGAGCAGCAAACUAUACUUCAAGUGCUCAACAAUAAACAUUUACAACCGCAAGCAACAGAGGUAGCAUCGGCAGAGGCGGAAUCAGAAUCUAGUGCAACAGCCGGUUCAUCAGCAGAAGCUGAGGACACAUCAACCGCAGACAAGUCUAUACGUGAAGUGGAGACUUUAGAAUCAGCGGAUACAAACGAUGAUCUAGUCAACAGUCAUAGUCCAACUAACACCGAAAAUAGUUUUAGCAACGAGAGUGCAACGAGUCAAAUACCCAUUUCGACUGUAACGUCAGGAACGCUGAAAUCGGCAAUAACAACAGAAGCAGAAGCAGAAGAGACAGCGACAGCCGUUGCAAACCCCUCGACGUCUACAGUGCCUGCGAGUGACACAGAGCCGACGAAAGAGACGAUUUCACCGCCUGCCGUUGACAGACAGUCUAGUAAUAGCGGCAGUGCCGAUCAGGGUCAUGUACUUGAUUUUGAAUCUCAUUUGAUAGAGACGUACAACGAGUAUCAAACACCCGACGAUAGUGUUGGUAUUAACGAAUUACAACCUCAGCAAAAUGAACUGACAGUGGGUACGUCGAAAGUGGAGACGCAUUCGAAUGUACGAACAGUUAUUGAAGUGGAACCAGCCGGGGCAAUAUCGAAGAAACCUAUUGAAAUAGUAGUACAGACGAGUCAAUCACAGCGUAUUGAAUCUGGCAUUGAAGACGCUGACAGCAUAAAAGUUGAGCCAGAUAUUGAAGUGAAAGCUUGGGACAGAGUGGAAAAAGGAACGGAAACGGAAACAGAAACGGGGGUAGAACAGGAAGCAGCCGUCAUUAAAGAACAGUGGGUGCCAAGUGAUGCAAUUAAAGCGACCGCAGAGAGGUUAGUAAACGAAAUAGAACGUGAAGUGUUAGAAGCACUGAAGAGGUGUGAAGAAGCAAAACAAGAACUGAAGGCUGAGCCUGAGGCUGAGACAGAGAAAGCCACUGAGAUAGAAGAGGAAACCGCACAAAUACUUAGUAACAAGGUAGUCUCAGAACAAGAUCAAAAAGAAGAAAAGACUGAACAAACUGCAUCAUUACUAGAUGAAAUAAGUAAUACACUAUCACAAAAGGUCGACGCACAAUUGUCGGAAGUAACAAGCAUACUAAAGUCAUCGAAACCAAGUAACGGUGAAGCUUUAAAAGCUGAUGCCGAUCAAACGAAACACAAUGAGCUUAAAAUUGUGAACGUGCCUUCACCAAAAACUCCAUCGGACGAGCAUGAGCGUCAGCUGUUUCUGGAAUCUUUACCUCAUAUUAAUAGUAACGCGGAGGCGCAAAAACUUGUCGAUGAUUGCAAACGUGAAUACUAUCAAUCACUGAAGAAGUAUCUGAUACAAAGUCCCACUGAUCGACCACCAGUUCCAUUGCAGACGUAUAAGUGGGAGGACCUGCGGCGCGCAAAGGAAAGGGGCGGUUAUCCUUGGACCCAUUUAUACAAACGACCACUUGGACCGGACGAGGAACCGGAAAUUGUUUUGCUUUUGCGCAAAUCACAAGAAUUUCGCUUUGUUUCGGAAUCACCUAAAUCUUUGAAGAAGGUCCGUAUUGACGAACAAGUUGUUGUAAAGCAACCCGAACGUUAUAUUCAAGAACUUUCGGAAGGUGAAGAAGACUAUCUACAAUCUGCACCAGAAGACGAAGAAACGCACAGCUUACGCAGCGAAAGCAUUUCAUGCGUCUCGGACUCGGUACUGGCAACUGGAAAACCAAGAAAAUCUACUCGUUUGGAGAAAAUUCGUGGUUAUCUCAGGCGUCGGAAAGGCGGACGUACUAACGAAGACGCACAAUCACUGCCUUGCGCAUCGACCAGCAGUAGUCGACGACAUAGCCAGGAAAAUUUAGCAUCGCCAAAUCCACAGAUACUUAUAAACGGCAAAAACACAGAACAGAAGCAUUGCUAUCCCAUUAUGAAGAAAUUAAAAAGCAUGGCGGACCGGCAGAAGAAGCGUCUGAAUAUACGUCGCAUUCAUUUGGGCAAGGACGAGAAGAUUGUACUCGGAGAAGAAACAAAAAUCCUCAAACUAAAAAAAUCCCCAAAGGCAGAACGCGGUGAAAUACCUCACUUCAUAGAAAAACAAGAUUCUGACGACGUUCUAGAAAUAAUGGAAUUGGAUGAGUCACCAAGUCGAAAGCGAAGAGAUGACAAUAGACAAGAAGACGAGAAUUCUCUGAAAGAUAGCAAAGUACAUUUGGAGACAAAUCAUUCAGAAGGGGUUGACAUUGUUGUUCCCGAUGAAAUCAUAGAAAUACCCGACCUGCCGGAGAAUAACAAAGACACACCUACAACAAUAGAUGCAGCAAUAGUAAACGAGGCUGAGACACCGACAGAAGCAAGUGAGGAUACAACUAUUUCGAAUGUAAUUGCCAAUACCGUGCCAUCACCAAAGAAAGCACCACGUCUCCGACGGGAACAUGUAUAUGAAGAAAUAGAAUCGGAAAUUCAGCCAGAAUCUUUGACUCAGCCUACGGUUACGGACAGUGGCAUUCUGGAGCCAGGUGCUGUUGAGGCACUCAAGGAAUCCUUAGCCAAACAGAACAGCUCAACCUUGAAACAUAUUGAAGACGGGGUAAAAUCUCUGCCACUUGAUCGAAUGGGUAGCAGCGAGGAGGAGCAAAUUGCAGCUGCCAGCGCUGCUGGAACGUCAGCAACGGAUAAGCCAACGAUGAACUUACUUGCACCGCUGUCGUCAAUCGACUCCGCCUCAUCUGAUGAAGAUCGCAAUCGAGCGCAACUAUCUCCAGUAACAGAGGAAAGUGACGCGACAAGUAUUAUCGAGGAUAAUCUACGCAUCGUCGAAGACCACGAACCAAUAGAUCUGAAGCCAGCCAUCAAGAAGGAGGCAUCACCAGCGCCGUCCGACAAAAAAGUAACAUUUUCGCAUGUCGAAGAUGAGGCGGAACCGCAUCGCGAAGAUAUCGAAUUGCCAAUGGAAGUCCAAGAAGCCACACAAGAGGCUGCUCUGCGAAAAAAAUGGACGAAUAUGAGUGAUCAUGAAUACGAACCGAUCGCAUCCCCUUCGAGUGAAGAAAUCACCUCAACGCAGCAGUCUGAAAUAUCAAAUCUUUCCCGGAAUAUUGAGAAGUUGCACGAAGAAAUCACAGAGGCAGAAGAUCUUCAGCAAGAUUUGGAGGAACGUUAUUUAAGUUCAGAAGCCACAACUCCUCGUACGGAGUCACGUACUGAUUAUGACAUACACACUAGUCAGGUCGAUUCAAGUGCCUUGGAAGAGCUGCCGUUAAAGCCAGAAAAUCGCAAAAAAGGCUUUAUGGCCAGCGCACAGGAUCGCACUCGCAAAAUGCAGGCUGGUAUAAAGAGUCAGGCCGGAAAAAUCAAAACAAAGUUGCGUACGCCUGCCAAGAAACCGGCAUCAUCGAGUCCAAAAGCUAAAGAGCGCAAGCGAUUUAAGGCACCCGAGUUCUCGAAAAUUAAAAUGCCAGAAAUUAAACGUCCUGACAUGUCGAAACUUAAAGACUUCAAACGUCCAGAAUUCACGAAAUUCAACAAACCAGAUAUGUCGAAAUUUAAACUACCCGACAAAUUCUCUACACUUAAACUUAGAAGGAGUAAAUCAUUUAAGGAAAAUGAGGGUCAGGACGAAGAAUUGGAGACAGAUAUCACACCUGCUACGCAACCACAGAAAAAAAUGUUCGAAUUCAAUUUCGGCACCUAUCCAAGAGCAUUCCGCAAGAAGAAGCCUGUAGAGUCGCAAGCAUCAGUUGGACCUGAAACUCCCACUGAAGGCGUGAGUGUGAUUCCGAGCACUGAAACACAACCAUCUCUUGAAUCAUCUAGCUCCCCACAGGGAGAUCGAGGACCGGGACCUGUGCGCUCGCGUUGGGCCGAUAAGUUCUCAGACGUAAGCUAUAAUGAUAGCGAAGGCUCCCGUUACCGUCGCUACGGAAGCGAACAAGAGAGCUUUGACCGAGAAUCGUCACUGGAGCGGCGAAUGAAGGAUGAUUUAGAAGAGACUGAAAGCGAACCACAAGAAUUAGGAAUAAUGGGCGGCGUUGCUGAUACAAAACAAUUUGCUGAGUUUGAUGAGGAAAACCGAGCUAUACACGAAAUUUCCAAAAUGCGUGCUGGAGAAUUCAGAAGGCGCCCCAUAGUUCAUCAAGACUCUGAUCUUCGAUCAGAAGAUAGUAAAGAGGUAGAGGGAUGGACAGAAAAAGAAAUUGAAAAGAACAAAUUGUUGCGCAAAGCUGAGCUAGAGGCAGAAGCGAGUUAUUUGAAAUAUCCCUCCGACGAUGGAUUGCCACAGGAAACCCAGUCAACUGCCAGCUCAGGCAAAAAAGUGGUAAUGGAAGAAAUCGACGACGAUGAAUUUUUCUUACGCAAGCGAGGAAUCUCCGAAGAUAACAUCGAAUUACGGCAGUACAUAAGUAAUGCCAUACGUGAAGGGUACGAUAGACCAAUAAAUGCCUUGGAGCAUGUAGGACAAACCAAUGAACAAAUGGAGUACAGGGAUUACGAUAUUCCACCACCGAAACCAAAGCGAUUACAUAAAAACUCUCGACCACAAGAUAUAUCACAAGAUAUCGAAUCCCAGCGCAGCGAAUACGGCGAUGACCUUUCUUUGUCGCAAAAUGGCAGUGACUUCUUUACUGCUCCAAAACGUCCAUUGCGAAAAGGGCGCAGUCGCAGCAAAUAUUCAAUGGAUAGCCAAGAUUUCCCGGUCGCAGAAAACAUACGUCACGAGUCGUAUUUUGAUGAUGACGAGGAAUAUUUGCGCCCACCACGUAAUAGUUACAAAAACAACGAUGAAGAGGAAAUGAAUGACUUAAACAUCGUCGGUAAACCAGUUUUCCCAGGGGACAUUGAGGGUGUCAACGAUGGAGCGCCGAUACCACAAGCACCACGGCGCCGAAAACGGGACACAAGUGACAAUUCAAUGGAUAAGGAUUCGUAUAUGAAUGGUUUUGGUGGUCGUUCGGUAUCAAAUAGUCGUUUACAACCAACCGAAGAUGUAAUAGUUUAUCGCACUGAGCAUGAAUAUCCUAUUUCUCUUACUUCAUCUGAGAAAUUCACACCCACAAUGGAGAGCCGAAAAUCCAGACCGACUUCCAGAUUUGAAGAAGAAGACCGAACUUCGCCUGAAGCCGAAUCAAUGAGAUUUGAUGAAAAUGGUGAGCCACAGGGAGACAAGUUUAUUAUCGAUAUGAUGGAGAACGAUGGUUAUGCGAUUGUACGGAAGGAACACUUGCCGAAACCAACACCACCAGCUCGUAGAAAGAAAUUUUCACGAUCGCCAGGUGAACGUUUCACUACCAUAUCUAGUGGAUUUGCCAAGGACCGCACACCGCCGCCGCCAGAGCGACCACCGCCGCCGCAGGCAUAUACGCCGUCCACAAUGGAGGAACCAGUCCCACCCCGACGAAAAUCCACUUCUAGCGUAGAUAUGACGCCGCAAAUACUGGAUGACGAUUAUGAAGAGCCGGAAGCGUUGCAACAGGAGCGUCCGGAAUCACCACGUGAUUUGCAAUCCGGAGAGAUUAUAAACAAAAUGAAAUUCCGACCAUUGCCCCCUCCUCCUCGCCCACCGCGCGAAAAGCGCCAACGCACCGAAAGCAAAAGUUUGGCGCACAGUGCUUUCAGUUCGCUGCAUGACCGCGAUAUCGGUGAUGAAAAAAUUGCCACAUCCUCCACUGCUGAUAGUUACGAUCCGACCGAUGUUGAUUUAGAUGAGGAAGAAACGCAUAUACCUGAAGUUGAAGUUUCCACACAGACAGACCCUUUACCGGACGACUUUGAAUGCGAGGAAUUCGAAAUUACCGAUGAUAUGAGAAUUAUUGAACCGCGCAUAAACAGCAUGAGAAAAACGUUAGAUGAGUUAUUGAGAGAAGAGGAGAUGAAAUCUAAAGAUUCUGAAGAGUCUGCACCUCAGCUCACCGAAGAAGAACAAUUAACGCGCGGAUUGCAACGAUUCCGCGAUGCUAACCAACGAAGCAUGUCAGAGCGAUCUCGCGCAUCCUCGCAAGCCGAUCGAUCCAAAUCUCAAAGUCGCCCACAGACACCCUCUGCCGUAGUUAUUGAACGACGCGUAUCAACGCCUAUACCUAGCCAACAAAGUGAGACAAUGCUGGAAGCGUCGCUAAUUGUACGACCAAUUGACGACCUAGAUCUUGAAGAGGAAGAAUUACGCAGAGAAGGCCUUCUAACCGAUAGUUCACAACAAAGUAAGUCCGAUGUGGAAGCGACCUCUCAUGACGAAGAGGAAGAGUCAAAACAUGCACUUAGCGACUAUUCCAUUGGCCCAAGCUCUGAAGAACUAAAUGCUGCACUUGAUGAGCUACGCGCUCAAGGUGAUAGUAACUAUGAAGAGGAAAAGGUUGAAAGUGAGAAGGGCGAAACAAAUGAAUUUGAUUACAAUGAAAAGAUUUCAGACGAAGGUACACUUGCUUCAAAUUAUACUAAUUACUUAGAAGAAGAAACGUCAGGGAGAGAGGAAGAGGAUGAGCAACACGAAGGAUACGAAUUGUUAUCUGAAACCAAAGAGAUGGAAACGCUUCCAUCUGCUUCUGAAGAUGAGCAGAAAAUAAAUGAGAGCGAAAGUGCACCAAUAGAAGAACAGAACCUUGUACAAGAGGAGGUGGACGCUUACGAAGCUGAAGGUGGCAGCCUAGACUAUAAAUUGGAUUCAACGAACAUUGUGGGAUCCGAGUGCAUAGAGGAAAACAAAGUUGUCGAAGAGCCACCAUUACCCCCGCCGCGCCGCAAGUCAACAACAGUUGAUAUACCGCCCACACUCACUUAUUUGGAAGAAGCUUCAAAGGAAUUAACACCUGUGCCAUCGUUGCUACCUGCGGCAGCGGUAGCAAUAUCCCCUCAACCUCAACUUCCCGCGCACUUAGGAGAACUUGAGGUUGAACGUUUACGUGUGCAUGCACUUCAAGCUGGCCAAAUUAUGGUUGCACAGCUCCAUGGCACGCAAAUAUCGGCCGAGGAAUUAGAAUGCAAAUCGGGAAAUUUGAUUGUAAACAAUAUUGAAGGCUUCAUUGAAGAUAUUGUAGGGCGCGUGCGCAGCUGCGACCGCAGCCAGUUACUCACGGUUGAAACACAAACUAGCUUGCAAGGGAGUGCCGAAGCGAUAUCUGCCGAAGAAAGGUCUCCUGUGAAGGAAGUUAUCCCGCCUCCAAAACCGCCACGUCAACGUGACUUAGAAACAGCCAAGCGAACGACCGGUGCUUUCGACGAAAUCGCUCUUCAACAGCUAAGAAACUACGAUGAAGAGACUCAAACUGAUCCGGCGUCGUUCCCAACUAAUGUCAACGCCCCACCUCCAGUAUACACCACGACCGAGUAUCUGCAAUCAUUACCGCCCUUGGGUUUCUAUAAUUUACGACGGGGCGACGAGCAACCAUAUAGCGGCAGUGGCGAUGGUAAUGAAGCCCCCCAACAUAGGAGACAUCACCAUCAUCAUCAUCGCCAUCAUCGCAGAUGCGACUCGUCUUGUUCAGAAUGCGAAGACUAUGAUGACUUGGCAGAGAGGGAAGAAACGCGCUCUCGUUCACAUAGCAGACGCUCCCGCAGCAGUACACGCCCACCUCUCGAGCAACAAACUGUAUCAAAGGCAGGCAAGCAAUUCAUAUCAGCUUGCAGUUUGUCGAUUGUUCAAAUGAUAAACCGUUUAACUGCCGCAAUUCGAGGCGGUGAGCCAGACAAAAAUAUUGAAGCGCAGAUACACCAUAUUCCGACAUUGGUGGCCCUUUUCGUUGCCAUAUCGUUUACAUUGAUUGUAUACAUGCUUUCGGGCAAAAAUGUGCACACUCAUCAUUGGGACUUUUUCAACCCACCAGGGAGUGGGCCACGUCAGUCAUAGAAUUAUGUGGGUCACAUAUUUUUUAGUUCCUGUUUUUCCAGAGGUCGAAUAAGCAAUGCCCACACCAAGCCAGUGAUAAGAGUUUUUUGCAUUUUAUGUUUUGGUGAAAAUUCUAAUAUGAAAUAGAAUGGCCACGGGCUUAUCUAAAGAUAAUCUAAAAUAUCACACCUUAAGUGACUGAUUUGAGAUCGGUAGGAAUUGAGUAUGAUACGGCGAUCUCUUUUUUAAUGAUUUCUGAAAGAAAGCUACGAAAUACAAUUUAUUCAAAAUAUCUUAUCAUUUUAUACGAAAACUAAACGAAGGAGUUUAAAUCGACGACGAGCAACUUACUAUGCCGAUGGCGAUUUCUGGAACUAACUCACACUAAUUAACAUAUGUAUAUUGCAUAUAUAUUUGCAUACCAAUAUGUAAAUAUGGAUAGGAUAUAUAUUUUUGCAAUGGAAAUUUCAAUACGAACCUAAAAUUUAAAACCAUAUUAUUGAUGGCAACUCAUAUACAUACUCGUAUACAGGCAUAUAUUAACUGUAAAAUUAACUCGCAUUGACACCGUAUCAAGUAUCAUUCAUUAUACGUUUCGUAGUUUGUUUAAAUUAUU
Molecule: messenger RNA, 10680 nt
Organism: Anastrepha ludens (Mexican fruit fly)
Lineage: Eukaryota; Metazoa; Arthropoda; Insecta; Diptera; Tephritidae
Exons: 8
Coding region: 2058-10085 (2675 amino acids)
Source: RefSeq, a predicted model, not a curated record